This is a messenger RNA of Drosophila miranda, 3441 nucleotides long. It is a transcript of the gene nan, whose product is annotated as transient receptor potential cation channel subfamily V member 6. Bases 784 to 3291 code for a protein of 835 amino acids. NCBI's taxonomy places the organism in Eukaryota, Metazoa, Arthropoda, Insecta, Diptera, Drosophilidae. Gene Ontology annotation, biological process: calcium ion import across plasma membrane. Gene Ontology annotation, cellular component: membrane. The transcript is spliced from 7 exons. Gene Ontology annotation, molecular function: protein binding; calcium channel activity. The record is from RefSeq and is a predicted model, not a curated record.
UAUACUUGAUUGACUGGGAGCGAUUUGGCGAUCAUUUCACUACGUACGAAAUGUACAUCUCUUGUUUGUUUGUAAUUUUAAGAGUGCCACGCCUUCUUGCGAUCCGAAAGAACUCCCUAAUCUUUGGCAUACAUACCUUCUAGAGCUGCCAUGAUGUACAAGGAUAUUGGCCAAAGUAGAAUCCGAAUUUGAACCCUCAUUCGUAGUUGUAUGUUUCAUUCCUUCCUUCAUUCCUAAUGUUUAUGUGCCAAAAAAUGCAACAAAAAUACACAACUGAAUAACAACAGAUGGUAAUUAAGAAUAAAUAAAUGCCUGAUCAUAAGGUUUGGCAGUUUGGCAUAAGGAAAUGAUGAUUCAAGACAAUUAUACUUCUUCCAAUAUAUCAAUAUACCAUAUACCCAUACCGUUCAUUUCCCCGCACUCUACAAGUUUCCCUAACAAUUACCAAUUGUAAACACAAUAGUGAGGGACAUACUAAAAAGAGAGAUACAAACCUGAACUUGUUGAGUGAGUGAGUGCAACAGGUCCGAGAUGUCCUGGCAACGUAGGGUAAACAGAAAAAUGGAGCUCAAGUUCAGCUGUUGCAUUGGCAACGAGGAGUUCGAUGGAAUGUUUUGUCGAUACCCAAAACGGACAAGGACCACACAAGCUUGCCAUAACAUAGGAAAUUCCAAGAACAGAUACAUAGAUGCAAUCCAGCAAUGUCGCGCUAUAAAAACGAAAACUAAUCAGAGAAAAAACACCACUAAGCACGAGGUCCAAGGUUAAAGGUAUUUUCGGACCAUGGGGAAUACGGAGAGUAACGUGACCAGUGGCGUCAAGAAACAGGCGGGAGUCUCCACACAGGCCCUCUACAAAUUUGUCAAUCUCAAGGGCGGCGGCCUCCUCGUGGACAUGAUGAAGCGCGCCUGCCAGACGAAACAGUUCGCGGAGAUCGACCACGCCAUCAAGACCAAGGUCGAGCCCUUUCUCUACAACAAGGGUGCAGGACGGUAUUUCCCCAUCUCCAAGCUGGUGCUGCUGCGCAAUCGAGACCGCCCAAGGACGCGACAGCUGCCCGAGAUCCGGGCCCUGGAGAACCCCGACGACGACUUCAACAUCCACGACUACUGUCCCGAGGUAUCGGAGGCAGAGUACAUCUCCAAUCCGAGUGCCUACAGAUUCGUGUGUUGGGAUCUAAAUGAGCGUGGAGCCGUGGGCGAGACCAUCCUUCAUUUGUGUCUGCUCAACGCCUCCUCACUGCACGCGGACCUCGCCAAGCGGCUGCUCAAGUUCUACCCAAAGCUGAUACUGGACAUCUACAUGAGUGACGAGUACUACGGGGAGAGCGUCCUGCACAUAGCCAUAGUGAACGAGGAUCCGGCAAUGGUCAAGUAUCUGUUGGAUGCCAAUGCCGAUGUCCAGGAGCGUUGCUGUGGGGCCUUCAUGUCGGCGGAGGAUACAAAAUUCUCUCGCACGGAUUCCCCAGAUCACGAGUACGUGGCUCUUUGUCCCAUAACCAACUACGAUGGGUACGUCUACUGGGGCGAGUAUCCUUUGAGCUUUGCCGCCUGCCUGUCGCAGGAGGAGUGCUUCCGCUUGGUCCUGGCACGGGGAGCGGACCCCGACUACCAGGACACCAAUGGCAAUACCGUUCUCCACAUGCUGGUCAUCUACGAGAAAAUCGAAAUGUUCGAUGUGGGCUAUGAGGUGGGCACCAACAUUCACGUGAAAAACAUCCAGAACCUGACCCCACUCACGCUGGCUGCCAAGCUGGGGCGCGUUGAGAUGUUCUUCCAUGUGAUGAGCAUCGAGAGGGAGAUCUACUGGCAGCUGGGCAGCAUCACCUGUGCCGCGUAUCCCUUGCUCAUGAUCGACACGAUCAACGAGCAGACUGGGAAUAUCAACAAGGACUCGGUGCUGAAUUUCGUCGUCUUUGGGGACAAGCUGGAGCAUCUGGAGCUGUUGGAUGGCGUGGUCAUAGAUCUCCUGAAGACCAAAUGGGACACGUUCUGCAAGUCGCGAUUCUAUAAGCAGUUCUACAUGUUCGCGUUCUACUUUCUGAUCUCGCUGUUCAGCUUUAUACUGCGGCCAGGUCCGGAUGCCAAGGAGGAGGAUGAGGAGAAUGCAAACAGCACUACGGCUAAGAAUGAUCUCUAUAGAAACGAUAGCUCCGAUGUUCACCAUCAACAGAGCAAAAGGGGUUCGUCCCUUAGCACCGAAUACAAAACCUUUUGGUUGAACUUCACGGAGUAUUACGAUCCUAAUGAGGUGGAAGUCUUGCCCGCCUGGUGGGAGAGCUAUGCCCAGUGUCCGCUCAUGAAUCUCGAAUCCGAUCUGGCCAAGCUCAGAAUCAUGGCCGAGAUGAUCAACUUUGUGGGAGCGAUCUUGUAUCUGCUUGUGGCUCUACGGGAGGCUAGAUUUCUGGGCUAUAAAAUGUUUGUAGAAAACUUGAUGACAGCUCCCUCGAGAGUCAUGUUUCUGUUCUCUUGUGCUUUGAUGAUGACCAUACCCUGGUUGAGGGUGUCCUGUCUCACCGAGAUCGAUGACCAUGUCACAGUUUUCAUAAUGCUGACCACAGCUCCAUACUUUCUGUUCUUCUGUCGUGGCUUCAAGACCGUUGGUCCUUUCGUGGUGAUGAUAUAUCGCAUGGUGAUGGGCGAUCUGCUCCGUUUCGUUUCCAUCUAUUUAGUCUUCGUGCUGGGCUUCUCGCAGGCCUUCUACAUCAUCUUUCUCACCUUUGAUAAUCCCUCGACGCCAGAGGACCAGGAUGCGGAAUCGAAUCCCAUGCCCUCGCCUAUGGAGUCCAUUGUGGCCAUGUUCCUGAUGUCGCUGACAAAUUUCGGGGACUACUACGGGGCCAUGGUCUCCACCCAGCACGAGUACGAGGCCAAGAUCCUGUUCUUCCUGUUCAUGGUGAUUGUUAGUGUGCUGUUGGUCAACAUGUUGAUCGCCAUGAUGGGUAAUACCUACCAGAAGAUAGCCGAGAUACGCAACGAGUGGCAGCGCCAGUGGGCCCGGAUUGUCCUAGUUGUGGAGCGAAGUGUCCCGCCAGCGGAGCGUCUCAAGAACUUUAUGCACUACAGUCAGCCCAUGUCGGAUGGCAGAAGAGCCCUGGUUCUGCGCCUCAAUAUGACCGACGAGGAGAAGGAGGAGAUGAAGGAGGUCCAGGAAAUGAAGCGUAUUCAUCAUCGCUUCUCCAAUAAGCGGCAAAUGGAGCGGGAGGCACGGGCCCGUCGCCGCCAGCAGGAGUACGAGAAGUUCUUUGGCACCGCCCGCAAGUCGGAGAGUUCCGAGAACAACAACUUCUGAGGUCCUUCUUCCCUGUCCUGUUCUGUCCUGACGACCCCCGAAGCACUUAAUUAGUUCAAGUUUUAUUGAGCCCUGUUGAAAUCUGUUCGGUUUGUGCAAUAAAUUGAGAGUCGACUGUCCGUUUCACAGCAACAGUUCACUGAAACCGCC